Vigna unguiculata (cowpea) is the source of this 3655-nucleotide messenger RNA. RefSeq names its product TMV resistance protein N-like. Gene Ontology annotation, molecular function: ADP binding; protein binding. NCBI's taxonomy places the organism in Eukaryota, Viridiplantae, Streptophyta, Magnoliopsida, Fabales, Fabaceae. The record is from RefSeq and is a predicted model, not a curated record. Gene Ontology annotation, biological process: defense response; signal transduction.
UUUUUACUUUUUUAUUAUUUGGAAAAAUAUUAUUAUCGCUAGAGGCAUGUUUUAGGUAAUUGGGUAAAAAUAAACGUUUCAAAAUUAAUGCUACCUUAAAAUCGAAUCUUGAAUCACUAUGGCAACACAAUGCCUAGAACAUGCAACACGUAAAAGACCAAGAAGGAAUAGAGGAACAGAAGACGAAGAAAGAUGCAACUGGGAAUGGUUUGAAUCUUGAUACCUUGCUUCUCCACUCGGAAUGACGCGAUUCUGAAGGUUACUAAUAGUGAUGGGAAUAAGGAGAAUGAAUUGCGAAGCAUCCUCUUCAUGGUCGAACCAUGUUUUCUUGAGUUUCAGGGGUGAGGACACACGCAGAGGUUUCACAGACCAUCUUUUCGCUUCACUGGAGAGAAGGGGGAUUAAAACUUUCAAGGAUGAUCAUGAUCUCGAGAGGGGCAAAGUUAUAUCAGUGGAACUCAUGAAAGCCAUCGAAGAUUCCAUGUUUGCACUCAUCAUUCUCUCACCCAACUAUGCCUCUUCAACAUGGUGUUUGGAUGAACUUCAGAAGAUUGUGGAUUGCAAGAAAGAAGCUUUUCCAAUCUUCCAUGGCGUAGACCCCUCUGAUGUGAGGCAUCAAAGAGGGAGCUUUGCCAAGGCCUUCGAAGAGCAUGAAGAGAAAUUCAGAGAAGACAAAGAGAAGGUGGAAAGAUGGAGACAUGCCUUGAGACAAGUUGCAAGUUACUCUGGAUGGGACUCCAAGGAUCAGAGUGAAGCAACACUGAUUGAAACAAUUGUCGGACACAUAGAGAAAAAAAUAAUUCCUAGACUUCCAUGUUUCACAGAUAAUCUUGUCGGAAUUGAUUCACGGAUGAAAGAAGUGAUUUCACUCAUGGGCAUAGGGUUAAAUGAUAUUCGCUUCAUAGGAAUAUGGGGCAUGGGAGGCAUAGGUAAAACAACACUGGCUAGAUUAGUCUAUGAAAAAAUCAAAGAGAAAUUCAAGGUUUGUUGCUUUCUUGAAAACAUCAGAGAGUUGUCUAAGACAAAUGGCUUAGUUCACAUUCAAAAGGAAAUUCUUUCCCAUCUUAAUGUAAGAAGCAAUGAUUUUUAUAAUCUUUAUGAUGGGAAAAAGAUAAUAGCAAACUCUUUAAGCAACAAAAAGGUACUUCUUGUUCUUGAUGAUGUAAGUGACAUAAGCCAAUUGGAGAAUUUAACUGGAAAGCGAGAAUGGUUUGGUCCAGGAAGCAGACUAAUAAUCACAACUAGAGAUAAGCACCUGCUAAAGACAUAUGGAGUGGAUGUAACCUAUAAGGCCAGAGGCUUAGCCCAAAAUGAAGCCCUUCAGCUCUUUUGUUUGAAAGCAUUUAAACAAGAUCAACCUAAAAAAGAGUAUUUGAAUUUGUGCAAAGGAGUGGUUGAAUAUGCAAGAGGCCUUCCAUUGGCACUUGAGGUAUUGGGUUCCCAUCUUUAUGGAAGAACCUUUGAGGUUUGGCAUAGUGCUUUAGAACAAAUAAGAAGCUUUCCACACUCCAAAAUCCAAGAUACACUGAAAAUAAGUUAUGACAGUUUGGAACCUCUGGAGAAAAAAAUGUUCCUAGAUAUUGCAUGUUUCUUUGUAGGAAUGGACAUAGAUGAAGUGAUGAAUAUCUUGGAAAAUUGUGGUGAUCAUCCCAGAAUUGGAAUUGACAUUUUAACUGAAAGAUCUUUGGUAACCCUUGAUAGGGUGAGCAAUAAGUUGGGGAUGCAUGAUUUGCUACAAGAAAUGGGUAGGAAUAUUGUAUAUCAAGAAUCUCCAAAUGACCCAGGGAAACGUAGUAGGUUGUGGUCUCAAAAGGAUAUUGAUUAUGUAUUGACAAAAAACAAGGGAACUGAUGAAAUUCGAGGCAUUGUUCUGAACUUAGUUCAACCGUAUGAUUGUGAAGCACGCUGGAACACAGAAUCCUUCUCCAAGAUAAGUCAGCUAAGGUUUCUCAAGUUAUGUGAUGUGCAGCUUCCUCGUGGCCUCAGCUGCCUCCCGAGUGCACUAAACGUUGUACAUUGGAGAGGAUGUCCUCUGAAAACCCUGCCACUUAGUAAUCAACUUGAUGAAGUUGUUGACCUCAAAUUGCCUCACAGCAGAAUAGAACAACUUUGGCAUGGGACAAAGCUUCUAGACAAGCUAAAGUUCAUCAAUUUGAGCUUCUCAAAGAACCUGAAGCAAUCCCCAGACUUUGUUGGGGUUCCAAAUCUUGAAUCAUUGGUUCUUGAAGGUUGCACAAGUUUAACUGAGGUUCAUCCAUCCCUUGUACGCCACAAGAAACUUGUUAGUUUGAAUUUAAAAGACUGUAAAAAGCUCAAAAGUCUUCCAAGUAAAAUGGAGACGAGUUCCUUGAAUGAUUUAAAUCUUUCUGGUUGUUCUCAAUUUAAAUGUCUUCCAGAGUUUGCUGAAAGCAUGGAACAUUUGUCAGUGCUUUCUUUAGAGGGGACUGCUAUAACAAAGCUACCCACAUCACUGGGAUGUCUAACUGGCCUUUCUCAUUUGGAUAUGAAGAAUUGCAAGAAUCUUGUUUGCAUUCCAGAUACCAUUCAUAAAUUAAGAUCUCUCAUAGUUCUGAAUGUUUCUGGCUGCUCAAAACUUAGUAGUUUGCCAGAGGGCUUAAAGGAAAUCAAGUGCUUAGAGGAACUUAAUGCAAGUGAAACUGCUAUUCAAGAGCUACCUUCAUUUGUAUUUUAUCUUGAAAACCUCAAUGAUAUCUCAUUUGCUGGGUGCAAAGGGCCUGUAUCAAAAUCGGCAAAUGGAUUUUUUCUCCCCUUUAAGUGGCUGUUUGGGAAUCAUCAAACUUCUAUUGGAUUUAGAUUACCACCUUCAGCACUGAGUCUACCCUCUUUGAAGAGAAUAAAUUUAAGUUAUUGCAAUCUAUCUGAAGAGUCAUUCCCAGAUGAUUUUUAUUGCUUAUCUUCAUUGGUGAUUCUAGAUCUCACUGGCAACAAUUUUGUUAGCUUACCAAGUAGCAUUUCCAAACUGGCAAGGCUUGAGCGUCUUAUCUUAAACUACUGCAAAAAGCUUCAAAGGUUGCCAGAGCUUCCAUCAAACAUGCGAGGAUUGGAUGCAAGCAAUUGCACUUCAUUUGAGAUUUCCAAAUUCAAUCCAUCCAAACCAUGUAGUCUUUUUGCAUCACCUGCAAAAUGGCAUUUACCAAGACAGCUGAAAGGCGUUUUGGAGAAACUGCGUCUUCCCAGAGAAAGAUUUGACAUGCUUAUCAGAGGGAGUGAAAUUCCACCAUGGUUUGCCCCUAAUAAAUGUGUUUCAUUUGCAAAAAUAUCAGUCCCUCAUAAUUGCCCUAUAAAUGAAUGGGUGGGAUUUGCUUUGUGUUUCCUCUUAGUAAGUUAUGUUGUCCCUCCUGAUGUGUGCCAUCAUGAAGUUGAUUGCUAUUUCUUUGGACCUCAUGGUAAGGUUUGUAUCAGCUCCAGGUGUUUACCGCCCAUGGAGCCAUGCGAUCCUCACCUUUAUAUUAUCUAUCUGUCCUUUGAUGAAUUGCGUGACAUAAUUUGUAAAGGCGGUGACUGCAGGGAAAUUGAAUUUGUACUGAAAACGUAUUGUUGUCAUUCACUUCAAAUAGAGAGGUGUGGGAGUCGUUUGGUAUGUAAACAAGAUGUUGAAGAUAUUUAUGGAAAUGGUUUGUAGGUUUUAUCCUAA